AUGAAGCUCGAAGCUGAAGGCCGUUACGAAGAUUAUGAUGCAGUUUUUAAGGAAUGGGAAGACUCUAAAAUAAUAGAAUUGGUGCCAGAAUCUGAAAUCGGGGAAGCUUCUCACUACCUACCACACAGAGGAGUUUUUAAGGAACAUUCUACAACUCGUGUCCGGCCAGUAUUCGACGCCUCUUCACAUGAAAAAGGUUUUCCUUCGCUGAAUGACUGUCUUGAAAAGGGACCUAAUCUUUUAGAAGAAAUACCACCAUUGUUAAUGAGAUUUCGGAUGGACAACAUUGGUGUAGUGUCAGACAUUAAAAAGGCCUUCCUGCAAAUUUCUGUUGUUAAAGAAGAUCGAGAUUUCCUUCGUUUCCUCUGGUGGGAAGAUUUUGAGAAGAAAAAAUUUAAGAUUUUUAGACACAAGAGAGUAGUUUUUGGACUCACGUGUAGUCCUUUCCUUUUGUCUGCAGUAAUAAAUGCAAUUCUAGAAGCAAGUCCAUCAGAUAUUAAAGACACUGCUGAUAGUUUGAAAAAGUCUUUUUAUGUUGACAAUUGCAUAACUUCAGUACCUAAUCAACACAAGCUUGAGAAAUUUAUUCAGGAAUCGACCCAAUUGUUACAUAGUGCGUGUUUCGAUCUCAGAGGAUGGGAAUACUCGCACGACAAUUUCACUGAUGGAAAGCCUACUCAUGUGUUGGGAUUACUCUGGGACAAACAGCAAGAUAGCAUCUUUUGCGAUUUGAACAAUAUUAAAGAAGUGAAACCUAUCCUAACAAGAAGAUGUGUUUUGUCUACAGUUCAAAAGAUUUUUGAUCCUCUUGGUAUUUUGUGCCCAGUCACUCUACCUCCUAAAAUCAUAGUACAGCACACUUGGACUCUUAAAAUAGGAUGGGAUACAGAAUUACCAGAAAAUUACCGAAAAGAGUUUUUGACCUGGUGUGAUGAUUUGUCCUUAUUGAAUGACGUUAAAAUUCCAAGAUGCUUAGGUAUGAGUGAUUUAAAAACUGAAUUUAGUAUUCAUGUAUUUUGUGAUGCCAGUAAACUCGCAUACAGCACAGUUAUAUUCCUUCGAAAGGUCCAAGAAGAAAAGAUAUCCUUACAUUUUAUACAAGCCAAAAGUAGAGUAGCUCCACUACACAAGAUGACUAUUCUACGGUUGGAGUUACUUGCCUGUUGCAUUGGAGCACGUCUUGCCUCGAUAACAAUAAAAGCGAUGGAUCUAAAGGAAGUACCUAUCAUUUACUGGACCAAUUCUUCAACCACUCUUUGUUGGAUUAAGAGAGAAGAGAACUGGGGUGUGUUCGUCAAUAAUCGAGUAAAAGAAAUCCGAUCAUUAACGGAAAAGACUUCAUGGAAACACUUACCCGGGGAGCAGAGCCCAGCAGACUUACCUUCCAGAGGUUGUUCCGCAAACGUCUUCUUAAAAUCAAAGUGGUGGGAGGGACCACCAUGGUUAAAAUUGCGUGUAGAAGAAUAG
This is a messenger RNA of Parasteatoda tepidariorum (common house spider), 1467 nucleotides long. RefSeq lists its product as uncharacterized. Lineage: Eukaryota; Metazoa; Arthropoda; Arachnida; Araneae; Theridiidae. The record is from RefSeq and is a predicted model, not a curated record.